UCGCCAUCUCAGGCUGGAUUGCUCAGUCUGUUCUGUUCUGUUGUCAGUGUGUGCGACUGUAUCAGCCUUAAUGUCUGAGGACGUUUGCUAUUCCACUGUGACUUUUUCCAAAAGCCCCAGUCGCGGUACACACGUGAAACAGGAUGAGGUGACCUAUGCAGAGGUGAAGACUGCAAGAGCUCCAUCAGCCCAGACAGCACCUCCUCCUGGAGCACCAGUGAAAGCUCAGCUCAGCCCUACUCCCUACAGACUGGCUGCAGUGUGUCUGGGGCUGCUGUGUGCUGUCUUACUGAUUGCCAUUAUAGCCCUAAGCAUCUACUACAAUGGCAGUUCUCAGAAGUUGACAAAGGAGCUGGUUCAACUGAGAGAGAACUACAGCAACCUGACUACUGCCAAAAACAAGUUGCAGGUGGACUUCAGAAACCUGUUUACAGGCUACAGCAAUCUGACGGAAUCCAAUGACUACCUGACUACAGUCAAUCACAGGUUGCAGGUGGACAUCAGGAAUCUGACUACAAGCUACAGCAACCUGACUGUAAUGAAGGACAAUUUGCAGAAAGAAAGAGACAACCUUGAGUAUAUGAUCAUAAGGCUGAAUGAAGAGUGUCGAUUUUGCCCUCAAGGCUGGGAGCUCUUCAACUCCAAGUGUUACUUCUUCUCUACUGAUGAACUGAGUUGGACUGAGAGUCGCACUGCAUGCAGGAAGCUGCAUCUGGGAGCUGAUCUGGUGAUUAUAAACAGCAGAGAGGAACAGGUGUUCAUCUACAAGCACACUCAAGGACGUGAACACUGGCUGGGAAUCAGUGAUGCAGCUGCAGAGAAGACCUGGAUCUGGGUGGACAACACUCGACUGACUGAAGGGUACUGGGCAAGCAGUCAACCCGAUAAUUUUUUUAACGAGGACUGUGGAGCUACUAGUGCACGUAGUGGUACACUAAAUAACUGGAAUGACGUGAAAUGUGCCAAGAAAAUGCUCUGGAUCUGUGAAGGCAGCUCCCUGCCCCUGUCUCCUUAGACUCUCCACUGUGUGCAGCUUCCCAUGGUGACGACUACAGCUGAGUGACCUGUCUGUGUCACUGACACACCUGCCCUGACACCCACACUCCCUCAUCAAGGCUAAUGACACUGCUUUUGUACACAUAAAGGAAACCACAUUAUGAAUAUCAUCCUCAUUAUGAAACAUUCAUACUG
Messenger RNA from Lepisosteus oculatus (spotted gar), 1191 nucleotides. Its product is annotated as CD209 antigen-like protein C. The record is from RefSeq and is a predicted model, not a curated record. Lineage: Eukaryota; Metazoa; Chordata; Actinopteri; Semionotiformes; Lepisosteidae.